AUGGGGUCUGGAGGCAGCCUGGGUGUUGCUCUCUUAUGCUGGGUGCUGGCUGCAGCAGCAUCUUACAGCCCUUGGGGUUUCCCUCAAAGGGACUUGGGGGUCUUGAGGGUCCGGGGGGACUCCUCUUGGAGUUGGCCCCAUGUGCCUUCCUUCUCCCAGCCCUCCCCCUGGGCAUGGGUGGAUGUCUCCCAGCUCCAGGCUGCUGCCCCGCUGCACCCCGUGGCCGUGCAGUGCCAGGAGGCGCAGGUGGUGGUCACGGUGCACAGGGACCUCUUUGGCACGGGGCGCCUGGUCAAGGCUGCGGACCUGACCCUGGGCUCGGCCGCUUGCUUGCCUGUGGCCCAGAGCGCUGCUGAGAGCACGGUGACCUUCGUGGCUGGGCUGCAUGAGUGUGGCAGCACCCUGCAGAUGACCCCAGACUCCCUGAUCUACAAAACAAGUUUGUCCUACAAACCUACUCCUUCUGGCAACCUGGUCAUCGUAAGGACCAAUGCAGCUGUGGUUCCUAUUGAGUGUCACUAUCCCAGGAAGAGCAACGUGAGCAGUAAUGCCAUCCGGCCCACGUGGGUUCCCUUCCGCUCCACCCUGUCGGCGGAGGAGAGGCUGACGUUCUCCCUGCGCCUCAUGAAUGAUGACUGGAGCAGUGAGAGGCUCUCCAAUGGCUUCCAGCUGGGGGAAAGCCUGCACCUCCAGGCUGAUGUUGCUUCUGGGCACCAUGUACCUCUAAGGCUCUUUGUGGAUGACUGUGUUGCUACUCUGAGUCCAGACAGGAACUCUUCUCCCCGAUACGCCUUGAUUGACCUCAGCGGGUGCUUGGUGGAUGGGAGAUCAGACGACACCACUUCAGCCUUCAUCUCUCCAAGGCCGAGGCAGGAAACGCUGCAGUUCGUGGUUGAUGCGUUCAAGUUUGCAGGAGAUGACAGAAACUUGAUCUACAUCACCUGCCACCUGAAGGUCUCCCCAGCUGACCAAGCCCCAAAUCCAUUGAACAAGGCCUGUUCCUUCAACAAAGCCAGCAGCCUUUGGGCUCCUGUGGAGGGUACUGGAGACAUCUGCAGCUGCUGUGAGACCGGCAACUGUCCAUUGUAUGGAGGAUACUCUCGGAGAAUUAACCCUCCAGCCAGAUGGCUAGGGAGGCGCUUGAAGAGAGACAUCGCUUCCAGGCAAGGUGGGUCCUCUAGGGCAGCAGAGGCUGAAGUCUCAGUUGGACCACUAUUAAUCCUUGAUUCAGCUCAAGGAUUAUGGAGUUCCUCAGGAGGCCUUGCACCAGCAGGGAAGACCCCACAUGGUGCUGCUGAAGGACUUCCUAUGCUGGUUCAAGUUGCCAUGCUCACAGCAGCCACUGUGCUGAGCUUAACUGCUCUUGGACUGUUUCUUGUGUGCAGAAAAUGUAGUUGCCCUCCUGGAGUGUCAUUGUAACUUCCCAACCCUAAUAAAGAGAAAUGUUUCUGUCCUC
Gymnogyps californianus (California condor) is the source of this 1456-nucleotide messenger RNA. RefSeq names its product zona pellucida sperm-binding protein 3-like. The coding region runs from base 1 to 1419 and encodes 472 amino acids. Gene Ontology annotation, molecular function: acrosin binding. Gene Ontology annotation, cellular component: extracellular matrix. Gene Ontology annotation, biological process: positive regulation of acrosome reaction; egg coat formation; binding of sperm to zona pellucida. The transcript is spliced from 9 exons. Lineage: Eukaryota; Metazoa; Chordata; Aves; Accipitriformes; Cathartidae. The record is from RefSeq and is a predicted model, not a curated record.